CUCCCCAGUCUGGGUUAAUCUGCCUCGGGGGCGAGACUCUGUGUUAUGGUUUCUCCGAUAUAGCGUGACGCGAAUAUUUUUUUCUCGAAAAAAUUCAACCCGAGGUAUUCAAAAUGUGAGACACCAUCAUACACAUCAGAAGCAGUUGGAUGUGCGGCAAACGGUGAAGGAAUUCUUCCAACUGAUCAACCCGACAGAUCACCAAUAAGGCAAAAUUAGCUGGAGAAAGCCCGGAAUAACCUGAGAAAUGUCACAAGUGGAAGUAUGGAAAUAACACGAUUAAGUGUCAUCAAGACAGUUCAUAAAAAUGCCCAGAUCAUAAGUAUAAAAUUUCCAUCCAAAUAACAACUUGGCAACAGAAAUCAAGUGAUUGAUGUGUGUCGUCAUGACAGUAUCACCGCGUUGUCACCAUCGCACACAACUUGAAACACCAUCGAUUCUCCCCCAUGUGGACAAUGUUGAACACGAGAAAAUACAAAUGAAACUGGAGAACAGUUAAUCGUCAGUCGUCAAGCAGACGAGGGAAUUUUUAAAAAAUUCCACUCGAAGAUUGAUUAAUAAUUUCUGCCGGCUACGAUCGCCGGGUACUCUCACUAAUCCCCAAUUCUCAUCACUUCUGACGUACAUUGAUUACCCGAUUGAGCUCGGCUGAUGAGAGUGGGUGGUGCAUCUGAAAAGUGAAUGAAUAGGGAAUAUCGGUGCUUCGAGAGCUUUGUUAUUUGUUGUUGACUUGACAUUCUCCCUGGUGAAUUAUUCCCUGAAACAAUCAGUGCGCAUCUACUGGAAUUGAUAUUGAUGCUGGCUGCGGGGCGGUGUCAGGAGUCAUUUACUGACAUUGACAGAGCUUGUUAUUACAUUAAUUACAAUUUUUAUCUGGCUCUUUUGAUUUUCUCAUCGGUGAUGUAUGGCUAGUGGAUUUGUCGUUGUUCAUGAAAAAUUAUGGUGUUUAUAUGUUGUGCUUUCGGGGCGACUAGCGGCCAAAAAAAACGAGUUUGAAAGGGGGAUAUGUGCCGUUUGGACGGAAUUUAUGGAUUACCUGAAAUUUAGUGCUUAUACCGGGGAAAUAUAACACGGAAAUGGCUGUGCGAUGGCAAACGAGGUUGUCCAUUGUCGCCAUAUUCUUCAUGUGCUCUGAAGAUACAUUAAGCAUGGGUGAGGGUGUCAUGGAGAAGGGUGAUCACCACCCAAGUCAGGUUAGACCCCGACAGCAGAUGAUCGAUUAUUCGAUCAGUCAUAAGACGAUACUGGAGCCGACAUUUGACGUCACUCAGCCCACAAACGUCACGGCUCUCAUCGGGAAAACAGCUUAUCUAACUUGCAGAGUACGACAUCUCGGCAAUAAAACGGUGUCGUGGGUAAGACUCAGAGACAUUCAUAUUCUAACAACUGGAGCGUACACCUAUACAAGUGAUCAACGAUUUCAAGCAUUGCACAGACAAAUCAAUGGCCACAAUAAUGAAUGGUCAGAAUGGACAUUAUGCAUAAAGUGGGCGCAAGAACGCGACGAGGGCAUCUACGACUGCCAAAUAUCCACUAUACCUCUCAAAUCACAUCAAUUUUACCUGAAUGUCGUUGUGCCAACAGCAACUAUACUAGGUGGGCCAGAGUUAUACGUCGGCACUGGUAGCACCAUCAACCUGACGUGCGCCAUUCGAUUCAGUUCGGAACCUCCAGCCUUCAUAUUCUGGUACUACGCUGACAAUGUACUGAGUUAUGACAGUCCUAGGGGCGGGGUCUCGGUGAUAACUGAAAAAGGUACAGACGUUACUACGUCAUGGCUGCUCAUCCAGUCAGCUCAGCUAUCGGACUCGGGAGAAUACAGCUGUAAGCCGAGCAACGCUAAUAUCGCAUCCAUACGCGUGCACGUUGUCAACGGUGAACGACCAGAAGCAAUGCAAACCGGAACUGCAGGACCUAUUUUAUCAUCAAGCUGUCUUUUGGUAUCGCUCAUAAUUUUGUACAUAUCCUCAGUGUGAAGUUUGUGGAACAAUUCAAAAUAAUUUGAAAACACUGAAAGUGACAUUAAACAUGAACAAUAUAACAUAAAAGCUAAAUAUGUUUGAAUUUAUGGAUAAAUAGCUUAUGUAAAAAGAAUUAAGUCGUGAUAUUAAAUAGCAAAUCAUCGACACUGAUGAUUAUUACUGGCAAUAGGAAAACAUUGAGAAGAAAAUAAAUGAGAAUGAGCUGAGUGAAUUUUACGCCCUCAAAAAAUUUCAAG
Molecule: messenger RNA, 2218 nt
Organism: Diachasmimorpha longicaudata
Lineage: Eukaryota; Metazoa; Arthropoda; Insecta; Hymenoptera; Braconidae
Product: zwei Ig domain protein zig-8-like
Exons: 5
Coding region: 1077-1976 (299 amino acids)
Biological process (GO): synapse organization
Cellular component (GO): neuron projection membrane
Source: RefSeq, a predicted model, not a curated record